GUAACUUUUGGCGCUCAGUAUUUUCCGUGAUGUUUGCCGCCACAACACCUGGCUCCAUAAUGACAGCCGAAUCCUCCUCUCACCAACUGGUAGGGUACGUCACUAAAAUGUACCCUACAUUCGGAUAUAUCAAUAACGAAAUUUUUUUCCAGAGAAAGUGUGUAAUUGGUCCUAUGGUUGAGGUAGGAGAUAAUGUUGCUGCAAGCGCAGUUUAUCAACCUCACAUGCCUAUAAAGUGGAGUGCCGAAAAAGUCUGGCGGGUUGAGGAACGUCGCGGGAAAUCUAGAGAUAAAGCAGAAGAAAGCAGCUACUGGAAGAGCCAGUCCCCGCGUAAACACUCUCCACGUGAUAACUACACUAAACCAGCAUCACGUGAACGAGAUGUUCAUCCAUCCAGCAGCGAUCAGCGACGAGUAGAUAAGAAGCGUUCUCAUGUUCUCAACAGAGAUGACCACUCAAUCAAAAAAUCUCCGAAUCGUGAUCGAAGAAGAACUCCUGUAGAUUCUGUUUCAACGCGACACUCCUCUCCCACGACUGACUUGUAUUGUAGGACUCCGAUCAACCCCAAACGUAUGCUGAAUGUGAAAGAGUACUUGUUCUCAGACCUACAAAGACGCUUCCCUAAUGUUCUCCCGCCAGUUGACUUGUAUCGGGUUAGAUGCAAUUGGCAAGAAUCAUUCCCAUUACUGCGACCUUUUCAGCCUCAAUACCUUACAACUUUCCAGAUAAUUAAAGAACCUGAAGACGCUUGUGACGAUGUGCAUCAUUCUUACAACAGUGAUAGUGGUUUUGCUGCGUAUGUCUUACUUUUGUCACUCCCGGCAAUGGCAGAACUAAUGGAGAAGAUAUUUGUCCGAGCAGAGUCGCCUAGUCGUGUACGCGGCUCACUACGUAAGUACAUCAAGAUACUAGCUGCUGGAAAGGUUGAUGAAAGACUCAAGGCUAUUGGAGGUUCGUGGAGUCGUGAUUUAGACGGGCCAGACCCAGCUACAAAUCCUCAAACUCUUGUCAACACGGCUAUUCGUAAUUGUAAACAACUUAUUGGUCUCGAUUUAUCGUAUUGCACACAGUGGCACCGUUUCCUGGAGUUCCGCUAUAGUCAUACUGAAGGUUCAACUGCCCAACCAACCUCAGUCUUAUUUCCUGGCUCUCAACUUUGGGGUCGACCCGUCACAGAAUCUCCUGAAUCUGAUAUGAUUCCUCCAAGCAAACCAUUUCAUCAAAUUGUCGUAUAUUUUAUUCCAAAUGUUUGGUCACUCAUGCCUACAGACGAAGAAUGGUCGACUGUAAAGCUGGCUUAUGAAAAUAUCUUGGCUUCAAAAGAACCUAACGUAUUUCCAAUGACUCCUUCCAACUUGAAGAAGUUUUCUGGUUUAGAAUCUGCUUUUAAGGGAACUGGUGACGGGAAAUUUAAUGUGGCGAUUGAACUGGAUUCAAAUUCACUGAAAUCACCUACUCAAGACAAUACAUAUGAAGAUUCCAAUGUGUCUAAAAUGGAUGAAGGCAACAAGUCAACCCUUCAAGCGCCUGUUGAAUUCCAUCGCUCUACCCCGUAUUUGGCUGGUCAGGAAACUGUUCCAAAAAUAGCAAUUAUCUCCGAGACAGAGGAUGGGUCCGAAUCUGUGGAUUUAGCAGCUCAAGGAAAUCCAAAUCAGGAGGGAACUGAUAAAUGCCAGAAAAAGCUUCAUACUGAACUUAACUUAGCUAGCAUGAAGGUUUCCGAACUGCGUGAACAGUUAAAAGCUCGUAAUUUGCCUACUGAGGGAGUAAGAGCUCAGUUGUUGACUCGUCUCAAAACGGCAAUCCAAGAAGAAGAAGAAAAGGAGUCGGCUAAGAAGGCUGAAAAAGAAAAAAUGGAGCAGGAAAAAACAUUACAGUCUGUGACUAUUGAUAAGUCACCCCAAGUUUCAGAAGAACAAAUAAAACCUUCAAAUACGGAGUCUGGAUCUAAACCAUGGACGGAUGCACCUAAGUUGACUCUCCGUGAUCUCCCUUCAAUAAUAAUCUUACGCAAGAAAACUGUCGACUUCACCGUACAGUCAGUUGGGCUUGAUGUUGUCAUGGAUUCAAAAUCUGAUUUUAUGGACUGUAGAUCAUAUGAAUUCAUGUUUUGCAUCCACACAAUCUUUGACAUGCUUCGCAGAGAUUCCGUAUUCACUUUAUUUCGUGCCCUUGUUACGGCUGCAGAUAGAGGAAUUUGCGCAAAACCUAGGAAACGCAGUGAACCAGAUUAUGUAGCUAAACGUGCUCGUUUAGAGCGUAAUGAAAGGACAUCUCUGGCAAAAGACGAGGAAUUUAAGGAAACUCCAUUGUAUACGACCGAUCUACCAUUGCUUUUUGCAUGCACAGUACUGGAUACAAGCUAUAAGAGUUAUUUCCUCUCGUCGGAGGUCGAGGACUUCAUUCUUUCACUAGGCUUGCCUAUCUCUCGAUAUCAGCUUCGAUCUCUCAUAUACAAAGUUCUUGAUCAUGGUCGUUUCCACUACCGUUCCUUGACGGAUUCAGAAGAACCUCUUUCUUUAGCGAAUAAAUCAUCUGUUAUAUUCUCCGAUAUAGACGAUGAUGAAUAUUUACUGGAACUUGUACGUGGAGGUGAUGCUAUUUUAGACGACCAAAUAGAUGCGCAACCUAGCGGAAGCAUCGUUGUACUUCAAAAGUCUGGCGAAUCAUUUAAUUCUCAGGCUAUCCAUCCCGAGGAAUAUCUCGGUCAUAUAAGAACGUCAGAACGCGAACACUCCAAACUGAUGACUCAAAUCCGACUUCAAGAACAGGAAAUUGAUAUGUAUUGAUUCGUCACAUACUGAAUCUUAAUGAACCAAUCAGACAGUAUUGGCCCUAACACUUAUGCCUCUAAUACGUCCUGUCAUUCCAAGCAGAUCGGUCGAAGAACGGUAAUUCUAAAUUCAGUAACUUAAAGUCUCAGGCCUAAUUCAUAAUGUAGACUGUAUAGAUGUGCUCGAUAAACGUCUUCCGCAGCACAAGUUAAAACGCUAUGCUCUAGUGCAAAUACCCGAUUGCUUACGUCUUACUGGACGCCGUAAUGAAACACAAUUGACCUCUUUAAGUUCAGCUCGACGUUAAAAAGUACCCGUCAAGAACAACUAGGAAACAUUGAACAAUGAUCCACUCUCAACCCAGGAGGCCAGAACGGUGGGCUAGACACUUUGAAGAACUGUUUAACUACUCUGCAUCUACCCUUCGGUUACCCACUUUUACCAAGCAACCUAGAAUGUCAGCACAAGCCAUUCAACUCUUAAAGAGGUAAAAAAAAAGCUAUACCUAAUCUAAACCGAGACAAAGGAGUAUUCCCUAAUGUAAUAACCCGGAGAUCUCUAAGGGUGAUGUUCCAAUUAUGGCCAUUAGAUUGACUGGGAUCUUGGCUAGAGUCGGGGAAGUAGAUUUAAUUCCACCUGACUAGUCUCAAUCACUGAUCGUUCCAGUCUAUAAGAAAGAACAAAGAUCCUCUUGUUGUAACCACAAAGGAAUCAGAUUGAUUAAUAGUGUCUAAAAUAUAAACCUCAUUAAUCAUAUGACGGUUAUCUAAGGUUUAUGGGGAGUAAACUCGAGGAAAGCAAGAUGGUUUCAGACUUAGACGUGGUUGUGUAAACCAAACAUUCGCUCUUCGCCAGACUCUGGAACACAAAUAUACCAACUAACUCUCAAGCAUGGUUGUAUCUCCUGACCUUAAGGCGGCCACGUUCAACUCCGUAGAUCGGCGAGUUUUUGAGUGUCUUUCAUUGAAAGGCGUACCAAGACCUUGUGAAGGCUUUCUAUUCAAACACAGUUGAUCGAGUCGAAGUCCACUAUCUCCAUUUUUAUUUGAUUUUAUCAUUGAUAUCCUUCUGGAAAUAAUAUUUUCUCCAAUUGACUUUCCGGGGGUCGAUCUCCUGCCAGGAUGUUCGUCUAAUGACUUGAAAUACGCAAAUGGCAUAGUUCUGUUUGAUGAAGAAGCUGACAAAAUCCAGUUUUAUAAUUGACUUGGAAAACAACGUUAGCAUGUAAGUGAUGCGUUUCCCAUACUGAACCUAAUGUUGUUAUGACUCAUCAUCGUUUGUGGACGCGCAGACACAUAUAUUCUUCUUGUUUUUGUCUUACCUCGUGUCCUAACAUUGUUUCCUUUAUAUUUAACUUCGUCUAGCGCUUCUGAUAUAUGUAAUGCCACCAUCAUUCUGUUAUUUAUCCUUACAUGUUUAUUCUCAUUGUGUUCAUAUAACGUGGCAAAUAGAAUCAAUGCAUACAUGUCGUGCUCUACGUUACAUUUAAAUGACUGACAAAAUGUCACGUGGUCGUUUUAUCUGUGUUUUACAUUUUUUGCAGCCCGUCUACGUGAAUCUGUUGCGGACUUCUCGGAACUGAAAGAUAAGUUGUCGAGAACUUCUUCAAGUAUGGAGGACUAUCGAAGACGAUAUAGGGAUGAACGGGACAAAGUUGACUCUCUAGCUCGUGUUUUGGAACAACAGGCAUCUGUUCUUGAUGCCUGUCGAUCGGCACUUCGACAAGCAUCCAGUCGUUUUUAUAUUCGUCACUCGGUUAGUGAGUCAUCUAAACAACUCAAGCGUUCAUUGUCACCUUGUUCAGUAUCUAGUAACAAGGAAUCUGUCAAGUCUACAAAGAAACUUAAUACUUCAGAUUCAUUUAAAAACGAUCUGUCAUUAUCUGAUUCGCUGAACGUAAGAUUUUUUUCUUUUUAGACUUCUUCACAUUUUUGCAAAUUUAUUCAAUUAAUUUAUUUCACUACAGGAAGGAAAUGUUCCUAAAGUUGCGGAAAUUGAUUUUGCUACAGUCAAGAAUGUGUGUGAACAAACUACUAUGGUUUCAAACGUCAGUUCCGAUGUUUCAGAAUAUGUAAGUGUGUAAAUAAAAGUUACAUUGGUCCUCUUCUUAACCGUCUUAAUCCGAUUACUACUGUUUCAUCUUUGUAUCGAUCAUCCGCUUAUGAUUCUAAAGAUAUUUUACCAUGUUGCACUGGUCAUAGUGUUACCUACAGUCGUCAUGUUUUGUGAAAGUACCUAAGACUUGAAUUUUCAUGUGCAUAAGAGUCGGUGUUUUCUAUAAGUAUGCAGGCGCUACUGAUAUUAUUCUCAGUAGGUUGUUCUUUCUCGUUACUUAGCCCUUAUAAACUAUUUAUCGUAACCAAUCUACAUAAUUUAUUUUCGAUUUUUAUCAUCCGAGUUUUUGAACUUUAGUAACUUUCAGUGACCGAAUAAAAUCAUUAUCAAAUGUUAUAUUUGUAAGAUCAACAUUCUCAGGCUAUAUACACUGUCUUAGCGGAAAAAAGCAAGUCUUUCAAAUUUCCUGAGUGUGAACGUCACCUGUAUGACCACUAUUCGUCAAAAUAUGUAUGACGCACGGCUGUUCGAAUUAAGGUCCUGGUAAUUUUUGGUUUCGUUUUAAAAAAGGCUGACUUUAUCGAUGCAAGUAGCUCAGUAAUUUAGAAAUAACAGUCAAUCAAACAUCUUAAUCUUGAAUUGCACAUGGCUUCUAAAGAAUUUCUCAUUUAUUUUUUACUGUGUAGAUCUGUCUGAUCGGUUAGUGCAGUCUUACCAUUUUGUUCUCUUUCUAUAACGAACUGGUUUUCGGUGCUUUUUUCAAAUCUAGUAAUUUCCAUAUAAUUUUAUUAUAGAUUAUGAAUGGAUUAAAAACAGAAGCUUUGGUUCCAUGCAACGCCAACGAGAAUGCUUCAACAGCUGUUGAUCAAAAAUGUUCCAUUGUCCCUACAGGAAUAGAACCCCAAAUUACUUUAAGUAUGUUAUCUGUCGUCUUUCAUUUUAAUUAUCCGAAAUUCGUUCUCACUGCAUACUAAUAAACUCUAAUUUUAGGUUCAAGUGAAUGAAACUGAAUACGCCGCUUGUGGAUCCGUUUGGUGAUUAUUAGCUAUCCGUGCUACUGUUCAUUAAAAAUAAACACAUGAAAGCUUGGUUUUUAUUUUCAAAACUAAUUAAAAUAUACAUUUGUCUUGUUU
Molecule: messenger RNA, 5962 nt
Organism: Schistosoma curassoni
Lineage: Eukaryota; Metazoa; Platyhelminthes; Trematoda; Strigeidida; Schistosomatidae
Source: the annotation of a GenBank genome assembly